CUUUAACUGCUCCACGUCUUCCCACUGACAGCAGGCACACUUCUGUGAAGCCGUUUCACUGUUCAUGGGUACAACUUGGCAAUAAGCAGCACUGAAGAGAAUUGCUUAAUAAGCACUUUUUAAUUAAAUAGUUUAAUUUUCAAUUAAUAGGCAAAUACUGGGUUGACAUCCUGUUAGAGGUAUGAACUUGCAUUACUAUAGUGGAUUAAGCAGCCUUCUGCAGGGCUGCAUGGUAGCCAGAUGUCAUUGACUUCAUGUUUAUUACCUGGGGUUUCCUUGUUGAAAUCUAAAAUACCUCUUUUCAAGCUGUGCUCUUGCUGGACCUAGCAGACUAGACAUGGCCUGAGUGCUGUUGAAAUGCAUCUAAUAAGAGCAGAUGUCUUAAUACUGACUUGCAUGUCUACUUUUAGUAGACUUAUCUGUCAAUAUCUAUGUUAUGUAUAUGUGUCUGUCUAUAGUAUGGGAGUUUCAGGGAAGUACCCAUGAGUAAAGCACAUUGCACCCUUCCAUCUGCUGGAAGGACUUCAUGUUAGCUUGAGCUAAAACUUGAGAUUUGCCCCCAGUCAGAUUCAUGUUCCCACACUUAGCUUGAAUGGGGAAGGAAGGAGCCAGUGCUUGAAGCCAUGCAUUUCUUAGUUUCACAGGGAGGAUGCAGCAGCUUGAGUUAACUUGUUGGCUGUCACCCUAGUCACUGAGUUGCAGUGCAGUUGCUCUUAUUCAACUAGAUUAUCCUAAAUAGAGUAACUUGGAAUAGCCUAACUAAAGGUAACUCUUGCAAUGAAUACAAGCUCCCAUUCUUGUCCUGGUUCCUGUGUGUGUCUGUUAAGGAACUAGGACAAUACAAGUUGUCCAAUAUCAGUAAAUGAGAUGCAUAUUCCUUCUGGCACAAGCAGUUCUCAGAAUGGACUACAUGUUGUACAUGCUUUCCUUGCUGAACAGAGGCCUUCCAAGUUUUCCCAACCACCUACCUGAACAGCAGAAUACCCAAAUAUGUCUUGGAAAGAUGGCAGGAAGGGAAGUGCUGGCUAGCAAUAGUAGCGUGUAAUGCCAAAAAUGUGUUCAGAACUGCCUUUUACCCAUGCCUACAAGAGAAGGCAAGGAUUUCUUCAGGUGACAUAUUUUAUUGGACAAAUUGCAUAGUUGGGAUAGCAUUAGAUAAGCUGUUGAAUGCAAGACAUUCUUCAAAAAAUGGGAAACAUGAUGCACUUUGCUGUUGGGGGAGAGGGGAACCACAUAGUGAAAACUGAAAGGCACAAUAAACAUGAAAUGUGUGAAAUGCUGUUCUAUGUACUAUGUAUGAAAGAGAAUGUGAUCUCUCAAAUAACAGGACUCUGCACUAUUUAUGUUGUCCUCUUGUGUAAACCGCUUGAGUUUCUUCAUUCUACUGUAACCUGUCGCUUGCUUUCUGUGUUUCUUUUUGAUAGUGAAAAUUUUGGACUCUGGUUCAUUCAACAGGAUGGCUUUCUAACCUUCAAACAGCCACAGCUAGCAAAUGGAGUGAGAAAAACAGCCAAAGGCCAGUGAGUUCCAGGGGAAGUGCAACACAAACGAAAGUUUGGCCUGCUCUAAAGCCUGCCAUUCAGGAGCAGUUGGUUUGGACCCUAGGAGGUAGGAAUAGAAGGCUAUUGUGACAGGAGAUCAGAGUAUAAAAAGAAAAGUGAAGUUGCCAGUUGUCCACUACGUGGAAGGCUUCAAAGUGGUUAGUUGGUUUAUGCUACAUCUCGCAGGCCUGAAAUAACUAUGUGGUAUUCUACCUGCAGAGAGCUUAACACCCUGGUCUGAUUGUGAACAAAAAAAAUUGUUUGCCAUCUCUUCCUGGAAAAGAGAAGAGGAUAUUCCUGGAAAUUGCCAUUAGAGGGGUGUGUCUGAGCCUCAGCAAUCUCAAAUGGCUGACAAUGAUUAUUUUUUCUUCCUCCCACUUCAGACCAGGUUUUCUUGCAUUUGCCUUACUUGUCAGCAUUUUGCUUCCAUUGCUAUAUGAACGCUUACGUUCAUAUAGGUAGUUUGUCAUGCCGAAGAAAUCAGCUCCAUAUCACAUGGAAAAUUGUUAGGACAAGAUGUGUGCAGGCACAAAAUCCACGCAUCCACUUCUGACAGGGUGACUAAAAGGCUUUUGGCCCUGCAAACCCCCUAUCCCCAGCCAGUAAAUAAAAUAGUAAUACAGUAAUCAUACAAUUGAGUGGGUAACUUUAAAGCUUUUUGUGGUGUUAAUGUCUCAUUUUGGAGUGGAGGGGCACAACAGCCAGCACCACAGGGAUUUAGCUGCAGCUUCAAGCUCAUUUGUUGCAUCUCCACAGUGCUAAAACAGCUCCCUUUUUCAGACUUUUUUUUCCUUAGUUAUAUUCAUUAGUCAUCACAGUUGAAUGUUGCCCCUGCAGGGAUGUUGGCAGCCCAUGUUCUCAGUCCAUGCCGAGCCCAACGCUGUUCUUGUUGCAUCUGCUUCUGCCUUUGAAAUAACCCAGUAUAGGGAUGCAAAAUGCCUAGCUUGAGCCUCCUGCAUCCUCCCAGGCUAAAUGGGGCUUUGUGAACAGCAGUGAGAGCAGCCAAUGAGCUCACGGCAGGGCGGGGAGGCUCUGUGGGAAGAGGACCUGAUAGCCUAGUUCAUUUCUCAGCAACUGCCAGUGACCAAAGGCAAGAUUGCUCCCUGUCUGCAAGGGCGGAAGUAAAAGUGCAAGCAAGAGAGGGUGAGGGGGAAGGUAGUGCUGAAGGCAGGUGAUGCUGCUACUGCAGGAGAAACAAAAACAAGUGGCUAAAAGAGGAGGUCCCAGAAUGGAAGAGACAGCUGGGAUUCAGUGUGGAGACUCCAAGAAUGGAAAGGAGGUAGAGAAAGGAUGGAGCUUCUGGAGUUACCACCAUGGGGCCCUCUCCAGCUUCCUGUCCAUCCUGGCGACAUUUCCCAUCCACAAGACUAUCUUCCGCCAGCAGAUCCACGCUUUCUCCAUCCACAAAGCAGUAUGCCAGCUGCACCGUGAGGGCCUCUGCUGCCUCUACCGGGGCAUUUUGCCACCACUCAUGUCCAAGACGCUGCAGGGAACCCUGAUGUUUGGCACCUACGACAGCUUCCUCAGUUUCCUCUCCAGCAACACAUCCGACUCCUAUGUGCUGCCACAGCGGUGGGCAGCAGGCUUCUUCUCUGGCUCAAUGGAGGCCUUGGUCCUGAAUCCCUUUGAACGGGUCCAGAACAUCCUGCAGGAUGGACGGAAAAACAGCAGGUUCCCAAAUACCCGCAGCAUUCUGCAGGAAUUCAACUCCUAUGGCCUGAAGGAAAGGCUUGUCAUAGGCUACUACCGGGGCCUUGGCCCCGUUCUGCUGCGGAACAGCCUGGGUAGCGCCCUGUACUUCUCCUUCAAGGACCCCCUCCGUGACAGCCUGUCCAACAAAGGUCUGCCAAGUUGGCUGCCUGCCCUAGUGUCCGGCAGUGUCAAUGGGACCUUGACCAGCCUCAUGUUGUACCCUCUGACUGUCCUCAUUGCCAACAUGCAGUCGCAGGUUGGGGGGCACGAGGUCCUCAGCCUGUGGAAGUCUAUGCAGUCUGUCUGGCAGUCGCGUGGGAGGAAGCUAACCCUUCUAUACCGGGGUGGGUCCCUGCUUGUCCUGCGGGCAUGUCCAACAUGGGGCAUCACCACUGCCAUCCAUGACUUCCUGACAGAAAAUGCUGGGCGUGACAGGAGAGGCUAGUCAUAAGCCUAGCGUUUCGCAGACCCUGUACAGGCACUGAGGGCCUGGUGCCUCAAUCUGGCUGAUACCAGCCUGUUUGCAAAGAGGCCCUGAAAUUUGCAGUCAAUAAAACCUUUUAACUUACAAACUUAACUUUCAAUUGAUAAAAGAAAGAUCACACUGUCAGUACCACCAAGGAGAAGCUCAGGGAAAACUACUGCUCUAACCAGUCUGAAGGUGGCUUAUUCAGCGAUAGCCCAGCCAUGAGUGUUUUAGGGGCUGUGGUCAAACUGAACAAACCACUCAAGCUGCUUACAGCCCAGCUUCAGCAGGUUCUCCCUGAGCUGGCUGUGGUCUAGCAGUCAGGGUAUAGGAGAGAGGCAAGUGAUUGCUGGUUUGUCCCCAGUUGUGCUACUGAAUUAGUGUAACCUAAAACUAAGCAUCUGACCUCUCCAUACCUUGGUUUCCCUGUUUGUAAAACAUGGGGAUAAUGGUUUUUCCCAAAUAAACUGCUUUGA
This is a messenger RNA of Alligator sinensis (Chinese alligator), 4175 nucleotides long. It is a transcript of the gene SLC25A53, whose product is annotated as solute carrier family 25 member 53. The transcript is spliced from 2 exons. The record is from RefSeq and is a predicted model, not a curated record. NCBI's taxonomy places the organism in Eukaryota, Metazoa, Chordata, Crocodylia, Alligatoridae. Bases 2716 to 3678 code for a protein of 320 amino acids.